AUGACGCGAACAGUCGUCGGCCACCCUCAUAUCAUCACAGAAAAUUUCGACGAAGACAUCUCAAACUACUUUGGGUUGAUCAAGUGUAAGGUUUUGCCACCUCGAGGGCUCUUCCACCCUGUCCUACCUUAUCGUACACAGGGAAAGUUGAUGUUUCCCUUAUGUAAAUCGUGUGCUGAUACGUGUAACCAAACCCCAUGUACCCAUUCCGACUCCGAAAGAGCCAUUCAAGGAACAUGGUGCAGUGUAGAGCUGGAAAAAGCGUUGCAGAAAGGUUAUGUAAUCCAGAAGGUCCACGAAGUGUGGCAUUUUCCACAACAAUCUGAUGAGUUGUUUAAAGAUUACAUCAAUACGUUUCUGAAAAUCAAACAGGAAACGAGUGGUUACCCGAAGAAUUGCAGGACAGAGGAGCAGAAACUCGGCUACGUCGAGGAGUACUUCGAACGAGAAGGAAUCCGUUUGGAUCCAGGCAAAUUUGCGCAACGUCCUAAUAUGACCAAAGUGGAAUUGAUCAAAGACCCACAAGUUUACUUUGACUACUUAACUUCAGAUGAAAUCAAUGUUCUCAACGUAAAUUUCGUGAGUGAUGAAGUGAUUGAAAUUCACCAUGAAAACAAUGAGAAUUUCACUGCGCCAAACUCUAAAACGAACGUGGUCAUUGCUGCUUUCACCACAGCUUACGCUCGCCUCAAACUCUACGAUGUUCUGGAUCAACUUCAAGAAAGAGCGUUGUAUUACGACACUGAUUCGGUGAUCUUUGUUAGUAAACCUGGUGAUCCAGAGCCCCCUACAGGUCCGUACCUCGGCGAACUGACGGAUGAGUUAAAGGGAGACUACAUCACCACAUUUAUCUCGGGUGGACCAAAGAAUUACUGUUACCGCACAAAUUCGAACAAAGUUGAAACAAAGAUACGAGGUAUCACGUUGAAUUGCACCGCUAGGCAAAACGUUAACUUUGAGGUGAUUCGUGCUUUGGUAUACCUUCAUGCAAAAUGUAAUGUCGCAGGGCGGGUAUCCGUAGAUAUCCCAUUCAAAAUUACUCGCAACACCAAAACAAAGGACAUAGAAACCAAACGCAUGAAAAAGGACUAUCGUAUUGUUUAUGACAAACGUGUUAUUAUUGAUGAAUACAAAACACUUCCAUACGGAUUCUAA
Dendronephthya gigantea is the source of this 1155-nucleotide messenger RNA. Its product is annotated as probable DNA polymerase. The coding region runs from base 1 to 1155 and encodes 384 amino acids. Gene Ontology annotation, molecular function: DNA binding; nucleotide binding; DNA-directed DNA polymerase activity. The transcript has 2 exons. The record is from RefSeq and is a predicted model, not a curated record. Lineage: Eukaryota; Metazoa; Cnidaria; Anthozoa; Malacalcyonacea; Nephtheidae. Gene Ontology annotation, biological process: DNA replication.